This is a messenger RNA of Chilo suppressalis (striped riceborer), 1776 nucleotides long. NCBI's taxonomy places the organism in Eukaryota, Metazoa, Arthropoda, Insecta, Lepidoptera, Crambidae. The record is from the annotation of a GenBank genome assembly.
CCACCCGUGAGCAAAUUGUUCGCUCGAUCUCGCUCUCUCGGUGUCGAUCGAGUCCGGUUGUGGAAGCCAUUUUAUUCUCGUGAAUGUGACAAAGUAUUUUUGGACUUUUUCGUUUACUUAUCGUGUCAAUGUGUGCCUGUAACCAAAAGCAAUUGUGACGGGUGUAAAGUGUUGAAAAAUUGAGAAUGUCUGUGUUUAAAAUCGGAUUGUGUUGACCUGCCCUGUUUCUUACUCGGUCACACCAGGCAGGCAUCGAUUAGUGCAGCAAGCCUCUACAAAUCGGGUCUGGACUAAUUUGUGGUGUGCGCCAUGGGCAAUAAUGCUGCCACCGCUAAUAAGAAAGUGGACGCCGCCGAAAGCGUCAAAGAGUUCCUUGACCAGGCCAAGGAGGAUUUCGAGGAGAAAUGGAAGAAGAAUCCUACCAACACCGCCGGAUUGAACGACUUCGAACGAAUAAAAACGCUUGGCACUGGUUCAUUCGGCCGAGUCAUGAUAGUCCAACAUAAGCCCACGAAAGAAUAUUACGCGAUGAAAAUAUUAGAUAAGCAAAAAGUCGUAAAAUUAAAGCAAGUCGAGCAUACAUUGAAUGAGAAACGUAUUUUACAGGCUAUCAACUUUCCCUUUUUGGUGAGCCUCAAGUUCCAUUUCAAGGAUAACUCAAACCUGUAUAUGGUUUUGGAAUAUGUUCCAGGUGGUGAGAUGUUCUCACAUUUACGAAAAGUGGGUCGGUUCUCGGAGCCCCAUUCGCGUUUUUACGCGGCGCAGAUUGUUCUCGCCUUCGAAUACCUACACUACCUUGAUCUCAUCUAUCGAGAUCUUAAGCCUGAAAACUUGCUUAUCGAUUCGCAGGGCUACCUCAAAGUCACUGAUUUUGGUUUUGCCAAACGUGUUAAGGGUCGUACGUGGACUUUAUGUGGCACUCCUGAAUACCUAGCUCCUGAAAUUAUUCUUUCAAAAGGUUACAAUAAAGCAGUAGACUGGUGGGCGCUCGGCGUUCUGGUCUACGAAAUGGCUGCUGGUUAUCCGCCGUUCUUCGCAGACCAGCCCAUCCAAAUAUAUGAAAAAAUUGUAUCUGGAAAGGUCCGUUUCCCUUCGCACUUCGGUUCGGAUCUGAAAGACCUCCUCCGCAAUUUAUUGCAGGUAGAUUUGACUAAACGAUAUGGCAAUCUGAAGGCGGGCGUCAAUGACAUAAAAGGUCACAAGUGGUUUGCUAGCACAGACUGGAUUGCAGUUUUCCAAAAGAAGAUAGAAGCACCAUUUAUACCACGCUGCAAGGGCCCUGGUGAUACCAGCAACUUUGAUGACUAUGAGGAGGAGGCAUUACGUAUCUCAUCAACUGAGAAGUGUGCAAAGGAGUUCGCUGAGUUCUGAGCGAAUAGCUGGUGCCUGCGAGCGGACACUACCGUGAGUAGGUGUUUUGUAUUAGUGAAUCUUCCGUGACACUAUGGUCAUGGAACGGUGAUGUGUGCGUCUGUCUUCUGGCAGCAUAGGGUGAUAAUAAUAGACGCUGAAGCGCACCCUUGCUGGAAUAGCAGACGAAAUAAGUUCAAAGUGUAAGCAAGAUGGUAGUUGAAUUGGUUUCCAAUGUUUUGGUGGCGUUCAUUUGCUUUGUGCCCUAUCAAGUAACAUAGAGCAGAUAGAGGAACUUCAAGGGGUCCUUGUCCUGGUGAUAUUUCCAUGAUGUGUGUCAUUUCAUCUGAUUAUCCAAACAACAGCAAUCACAACUGGUUUUCAUUGUUGUUAUUUUUUUCACCUAUAUUUGAAUGUGUGCUUACA